Molecule: messenger RNA, 3239 nt
Organism: Monodelphis domestica (gray short-tailed opossum)
Lineage: Eukaryota; Metazoa; Chordata; Mammalia; Didelphimorphia; Didelphidae
Source: RefSeq, a predicted model, not a curated record
GUCUCGCGCCGUCCGCCCGCCGUCGUCGCCGCCCGCCCGCCGCGUGAGAGGACGGAGCUCGCGCUCGCUCCGCGGUGCGCUGCGCUGCGGUCCGCUCCGCGCCGCUCGGAGGAGGCUCGCCGCCCGCGCCGCGGCCCCGCGAAGGUUCGCGAAGCCGAAGCCCCAGCCCGAGUCGCCGCCCCGGAGCCGUCCUCGCCGCCCCAGCCGCCGCCGGCGCCGGUCCCCGGGGCGCCAUGGCGACCGGAGCGAACGCCACGCCGCUGGAUUUCCCAAACAAGAAGCGCAAGAGGAGCCGCUGGAACCAGGACACCAUGGAACAGAAAACGGUGAUUCCAGGAAUGCCCACAGUCAUCCCCCCUGGUCUGACACGGGAACAGGAAAGAGCUUAUAUAGUGCAACUACAGAUAGAAGACCUGACUCGCAAACUGCGCACAGGAGACCUGGGCAUCCCCCCUAACCCUGAGGACAGGUCUCCUUCCCCUGAGCCCAUUUACAAUAGCGAGGGGAAGCGACUCAACACCAGGGAGUUUCGGACCCGCAAGAAACUGGAGGAAGAAAGACACAACCUCAUCACUGAGAUGGUGGCGCUCAACCCUGACUUCAAACCACCAGCAGAUUACAAACCUCCGGCAACCCGGGUAAGCGACAAGGUGAUGAUCCCGCAAGAUGAAUAUCCAGAGAUCAACUUUGUGGGGCUCCUGAUUGGACCCAGGGGCAACACUUUGAAGAAUAUUGAGAAAGAGUGCAAUGCUAAGAUCAUGAUCCGGGGGAAAGGGUCAGUGAAGGAAGGCAAGGUUGGGCGCAAAGAUGGACAGAUGCUGCCCGGGGAGGAUGAGCCCCUCCAUGCCCUAGUAACUGCCAAUACCAUGGAGAACGUCAAAAAGGCAGUAGAGCAGAUUCGCAACAUUCUGAAACAGGGCAUUGAAACCCCAGAGGACCAGAACGACCUCCGGAAGAUGCAGCUGCGGGAGUUAGCCCGCUUGAAUGGCACUCUCCGGGAGGAUGACAAUAGGAUUUUAAGACCGUGGCAGAGCUCUGAGACCCGCAGCAUUACAAAUACCACCGUCUGCACCAAAUGUGGAGGGGCCGGCCACAUUGCUUCAGACUGCAAAUUCCAAAGGCCUGGUGACCCACAGUCGGCCCAGGACAAAGCCCGCAUGGAUAAAGAAUACCUGUCCCUCAUGGCGGAGUUGGGCGAAGCGCCCGUCCCGGCUUCUGCAGGCUCUGCCUCUGGGCCUGCUGCCACCCCCUUGGCCAGCGCACCUCGACCUGCUGCCCCAGCCAACAACCCGCCACCGCCGUCUCUCAUGUCCACCACCCAGAGCCGCCCGCCUUGGAUGAACUCCGGCCCCUCGGAGAAUCGUCCCUACCACGGAAUGCAUGGUGGAGGACCCGGUGGCCCCGGAGGUGGACCUCACAACUUUCCCCAUCCACUGCCCAGCCUAACGGGUGGGCACGGCGGUCAUCCUAUGCAGCACAACCCUAACGGGCCCCCACCCCCCUGGAUGCAGCCGCCGCCGCCACCGAUGAACCAGGGGCCCCACCCACCUGGGCACCAUGGCCCUCCUCCAAUGGGUAAAUCAGUACCUGGGAAGUACGCCUGUGGGCUCUGGGGUCUAUCGCCUACAUCAAGGAAAAGGUAUGAUGCCGCCUCCGCCUAUGGGCAUGAUGCCGCCGCCGCCGCCUCCCAGUGGGCAGCCCCCACCCCCUCCCUCUGGCCCUCUUCCCCCAUGGCAGCAGCAGCAGCAGCAGCCUCCGCCUCCCCCGCCGCCCAGCAGCAGUAUGGCUUCCAGUACCCCCUUGCCAUGGCAGCAAAAUACGACGACUACCACCACGAGCGCUGGCACAGGGUCCAUCCCGCCAUGGCAACAGCAGCAGGCGGCUGCCGCAGCUUCUCCAGGAGCCCCUCAGAUGCAAGGCAACCCCACUAUGGUGCCCCUGCCCCCCGGGGUCCAGCCGCCUCUGCCGCCCGGGGCCCCCCCCCCUCCGCCGCCGCCGCCACCUGGUUCCGCCGGCAUGAUGUACGCCCCGCCCCCUCCUCCUCCGCCUCCCAUGGACCCUUCUAACUUUGUCACCAUGAUGGGCAUGGGGGUGGCGGGCAUGCCGCCCUUCGGGAUGCCUCCAGCUCCCCCACCGCCUCCACCACAGAACUAGACUUGAUUUUUUUUAAGAAAAUAUAGAUAUUAUAUAUAUAUUCUAUAUAUAUAAUUGGUCUCGUUAAAACACACGCCGAACCUCACCAUAUGGAGCCAGACAUUGGGACGCACGCAUGUUGUGUGUGUGUGCACGCACAGGGCUGGGCUGUGCCAGGGAGCCUGUCCCGGGCCUCCGAGGACUUGCUCGGGAGCAGGCAGGUGGUAGUAGGGGCGCCAGCUUGGGCUCUCCUGGCGCCCCGUAGCAUCGAGUCUCUUCUUGUCUUCUCUCUCCUCCCCCAACUCCCCUUGCCCCUCCCCAAACGGGGCCGCCAGGAUCCGUCCCCGCGGCGGUGGCCCGCGCCAUGCGACUGAGGACUUUCCGCGCCCAUUGGUGACCCUUCCGGGGAGACAGCCUCAGCAGCGCCCCUGGUGGACGGGAUGGUUCGGCAAGGCAGCCUGACUUAUUUGGUGGACCGAAGCGGAACCCGCUGGCUCCAUAUCGUGAAUUUUAUUCAUUGUUUCUCUGCCUUUCCUUUGUACUUUCUUUUCUCUUCCUUUCCUCAGACUCCGUCCAAGGAGAUGCUCUCCCCGGGCUUCCGCUGCAGUUAGGCCCCCUCCUUCCUCCCAGUCCCCCGAUUCUUGGCUUUCUGCAGCGGAGGGAGCAAAUGGAGCUUUGUACCGCCCCUUGGGCCCUCACGGGGGGCCCGGGGUCAGGCUCCUUUCUCUCCCCGUCGCUCUUCGGGGAAGAAGUUGGGGCCCCUGGCCCAGAGAGGGGCGCGGCAGGGCUUUCCCCCUGCUGGCGAUACCAGCACUCGCUCCCCCCAGCCACCCGGCCUCUGGUCCCAUUUGCUCCUCCUGCUGACAGAAUGUCUUUCUUCAUUUUAUUUUAGUCCCAAAUGUCUGAAUGUUUUGUGGUGGGGGGGGGUUCCCCCCUCUGCUCCCUCCCUCCCUCCCCCCCCCCCCUCUCCCUCCCUCUUCAUGGAGUGAUUAUGUUGACAAUGAUGUGUAAAGCGCGCUCUCCUCACCGCUUUCUCUGCAGAGAUUUCUUUUGGCCUUUUAUUUGGUGUACAAUAAAACUGCAUUAAAAGGGGGAUGUUCCAUUGA